This is a messenger RNA of Aspergillus ruber CBS 135680, 1596 nucleotides long. RefSeq lists its product as uncharacterized. Bases 1 to 1596 code for a protein of 531 amino acids. The record is from RefSeq and is a predicted model, not a curated record. The transcript has a single exon. NCBI's taxonomy places the organism in Eukaryota, Fungi, Ascomycota, Eurotiomycetes, Eurotiales, Aspergillaceae.
AUGUCAGCGACUUGGAGCAACGGCAACGGCCCUGCCCAAACAAUGGAUUCCUCAUACGAUACCGCCCUACCCCCCAUUCAGUCGCAAAACAUGUCUCUCAGCCGUCGUCGACCUGGAUACCGACCCGAUUCAGCAGCGAUAAUCGGAAACUUCCGCGGGAUGCAGCGAUCAGGGACGCCUUUUCAGACUACACACGAUCCGGUAUCGAACAUGAUUGCCAGAGGGCCUGGAAUGCACCGUCGGAGCGAGAGUACACUGAGAACGGUUAUGCGGAAGAUAUUCCAUCGCAAGAGGCGCAGCCAGACGGACGAAUUAGAGGAAGAUCAUGUCAUGGAAUCCCACAGUCCUCGUCCCAGUAAGUCGUUACCGCGCAAGUCUGAGAGUCGCAGUCGCAAAGACGCACAGCCUACCUCUCUUGGAACGAAGAACAGCCCAUUGCAGAAGGAUCUUCGCCCUACAUUGAUGGAUCUGAACAAAUUGGACCCUUUGCCGGUGCACCGACGACGAAAUACACUUCCCAGUCUGGUGUUUUCUGAAGAGGAGUCUCACGACAUUACCCCCAAAAAAGACAAUGGCCUUGAACCAGAGAACCUCCGAGUGCGCCUUGCCUUGCGCAACAAACGACGCUCGCGGAGUACCAAUUCUCUUCGCAGGAAGGCUAACGAACACCGCAUGUCUCCGAUUCAAUGGACACGGCGCAGUACGGAGAUCACAUACUUGGGCUCGCCUGCCUUUGGAGCAGUCUCCGACAGUGAACUUUCCUUUAGACCUCCUACGCGAAACACGGUUGCCAGUCUGUCCAAGCCAGAUGAGCCUUGCAAUGCACCCGAAACCAAUGAUGCAGAGCAACAAACUGAAGUCGAAAGUGUCCCGCCAAGUGUUGGUAAUCUAGUACACACGAUGCAAAAUCACGACAAUCUGACUAUCGAACAACGCGUGACAACCCUGGAGGUUAAACUCAUCGACUUAGAAUUCGCCAUUGCGCGCAUACAAGACAAACGAGGCGACUCCUCGCCAACGGCCAAAUCCACGUCCAAAAAGUCAUUAAUACCAGACGGACGACCGGCACCACUAUUGUCCCCCGCGACCGGCUCAAGUAGCUCGCCCAGAAUCUCAGAAGACCGCCCCAUCAGCACCGGCACCAUCCGCCCUAACCUCCACCAAUCCCGUACACACCAACCACCCUCCUCCCCACCACACAUCGACAGCGCAUCCAGCAUCUCCAUCGAACAAUACAGCGCCCUAGUCGCCCUUCUCCGCAGAGAACAGUCCGCCCGCAAAUCCCUCGAAGGCCAAGUCUCCAGUCUCCGCGACGACGUCCAACAACUCCAGAAGAUGGCUCGCGACUCCAUGACCGUGAGUAUGGGCACUAUGUACCCAAUCCAAAGCGCAGACUCGGUAGAGCCCUAUUGCCUUCGUUCGGUGGAUUCUCACUCGUCCCCGCAGUCAAACACAAACUACAUCCCACGAACGGAGAAAAUCAUCCCACAUCCGCAUUACGAUAGUGGCACCGGCACGGAUCUGGAGCGGGACUCGAAGAACGAGCUUGCGCUGCGCAAGCUGGAACGUCGGAUUGAGAUUGCCGGCAUGAUAUGA